Messenger RNA from Clupea harengus (Atlantic herring), 3549 nucleotides. RefSeq names its product transmembrane protease serine 9-like. NCBI's taxonomy places the organism in Eukaryota, Metazoa, Chordata, Actinopteri, Clupeiformes, Clupeidae. The coding region runs from base 1 to 2580 and encodes 859 amino acids. The record is from RefSeq and is a predicted model, not a curated record. Gene Ontology annotation, biological process: proteolysis. Gene Ontology annotation, molecular function: serine-type endopeptidase activity. The transcript is spliced from 15 exons.
AUGAAGUGCACACUUCUAGGGCCACAGCCCAAACCCACUCUCAUGAAGUGCACACUUCUAGGGCCACAGCCCAAACCCACUCUCAUGAAGUGCACACUUCUAGGGCCACAGCCCAAACCCACUCUCAUGAAGUGCACACUUCUAGGGCCACAGCCCAAACCCACUCUCAUGAAGUGCACACUUCUAGGGCCACAGCCCAAACCCACUCUCAUGAAGUGCACACUUCUAGGGCCACAGCCCAAACCCAUUCUCAUGAAGUGCACACUUGGGAUUGUGGGUGCAGGUUCGCUUGAGGUGUAUUUGGGUCGGCAGAACCAGGAGGGCAGCAACCCAAAUGAAGUGAGAACGACCGUGAGUAGGAUCAUCAGCCAUCCUGAUUACAACAGGUUCACCAGGGACAACGACAUUGCUCUGCUUCAGCUCAGUGCCCCAGUCACCUUCACUGACUACAUCAGUCCUGUGUGUCUGGGUGCCAGUGGGAGUGUGUUCAUCAACGGCACCGACAGCUGGGUCACUGGCUGGGGAAACAUCGGCGACGGAGAAUCCCUUCCAUCCCCUGGGACUCUACAGGAAGUGGAGGUGCCUGUGAUUGUGAACACAAAGUGUAGUUCUUUCUAUGGAGUCGGCACAAUCACAGACAACAUGAUCUGUGCUGGUGUACUUGUUGGAGGAAACGAUUCAUGUCAGGAAGACUCAGGAGGUCCACUGGUGAGCAGACAGGACUCUGUGUGGGUCCAGUCCGGUAUCUUUAGUUUUGGAAAAGGCUGUGCUCGACCCAAUUUCCCUGGUGUUUACACCAGGGUGUCCCGUUAUCAGAGCUGGAUCAACUCCUUCAUCAACAGGAACCAACCAGGCUUCAUCCAGUUCACUAGGCCUCCUCCUCCAGCUACCACUGUCUCCUCUCCUAGUGCAUCUACAGCCCCAGUGCCCACCAGCACGUCUACACUGCAAAUGUGUAGUAGACCACUCAACACCAGGGUAGUCGGGGGCCAGAAUGCCCCUGCAGGAAGUUGGCCCUGGCAGGCCAGUAUCCACUUUUUCGGCUUCCACCUCUGUGGAGGAUCCCUCAUCAAUGAGGAGUGGGUGCUGUCAGCUGCUCACUGUUUCCCCAGUGUGGGUGCAGGUGAUCUUGAGGUGUAUUUGGGUCGGCAGAACCAGAAUGGCAGCAACCCAAAUGAAGUGAGAACGACCGUGAGUAGGAUCAUCAGCCAUCCAUAUUACGACAGGUUCACCAGGGACAACGACAUCGCUCUGCUUCAGCUCAGUGCCCCAGUCACCUUCACUAACUUCAUCAGGCCUGUGAGUCUGGCUGCCAGUGGGAGUGUGUUCAUCAAGGGCACCGACAGCUGGGUCACUGGCUGGGGAAACAUCGGUGAAAGAGGAUCCCUUCCAUCCCCUGGGACUCUACAGGAAGAGAAGGUGUCUGUGGAGGAGGUGUCUGUGACACAGCGUAGCUCUUUGUAUGGAGUUGGCACAAUCACAGACAACAUGAUUUGUGCUGGUGUACGCGCUGAAGGGAAAGAUUCAUUUCGGGUAAGAAAAAUUCAGGUAGAUUCAGGAGGUCCACUGGUGAGCAAACAGGACUCUGUGUGGGUCCAGUCCGGUAUCUUUAGUUUUGGAAAAGGCUGUGCUCGACCCAAUUUCCCUGGUGUCUACACCAGGGUGUCCCGUUAUCAGAGCUGGAUCAACUCCUACAUCAGCAGUGGCCGAGCAAGCUUCAUCCAGUUCUCUCUGCCAGAACGUUCUUGCCGGCCCCGAACCACUGACAACAUUGCUAUUCCCAUGGUGACGGUAAUAUUUGAAGUGAAGAACCUCUCGGCCAGCAGUGGUCUGUUUCAGCUCAUUACCGAUAUGAUCGACAAAUCUUCGAAAGAACGUUAUACUGACCCGUCCUAUUCGAAAACAAUAUUUCUUCAAAUUUCUCAGAGCAACAGUGUAAGAGCAUCUGAGACCAAGAUGGAGGUGGAAAUACAGCAAUGGUUCAAGGUGCCUGAGGGGCCUGACCUCUGUUUCCCAGGCAACCACAUUGUUGAGGAUGUCAUAAGAAAGGCACUCACCCCUCGGUUUGGCCCGGUUUCAAUCAUCAGUAUCACAGAUAGUUUCAGUGUUGUGGCGACCUUUCUAACCAACAUUAAGUUUGAGGAUGCACUCAACAACCACACCAGCGAAGAGUUCAAAAAUCUGGAAAGACAGAUUAUUAAAGUGAUUGAUGAAAUUACCAAAACCAAACAUGGAAUAGUCUAUAAAAGAACACUUGUUCUGGGUUUCAGGCCGAGGGCGACGAGCAGGAGGACUAAAAGAAGCGUCAUGGAGACGGAGGUGGAGCUACAAGAGGACUUUGACUCCACCUCCACUUCCUCCUCGUCCUCCAACUCCUCCACUCCAGCUUUCCCCCGGGCCGAUGACAUCUUGGACACGCUGAAGAGAGCUGCAGCCAACUCCAGUUUAGGCUUCACAGUGGAUAUAGACUCCAUCAACGUCACAGCGGCUGUGACCUCUGGAGCGGUGAACUGUUGGGCUCUCUCUGCACGUCUGAUUGGGCUCUCUCUGCUCGUCUCAUGGACGUGGUUGGCUGGUUGACCUGUCAAUCAACUCCGCAACCAAUACUGAAUGAGACACAGCUGCACCCUCCCUCACUCCCCAAACUGAAUCACACUGAUUUGGCCCUGAAAUGGCAAUGAUCUAGGUGGCACUGAUCUGGCCUCACGCUUGCCUACUUUCCAGGGAAAGAAAUGACACAGAAGAAUGUAUUUUGCUCAUGUGUGUGUUAAACAUUACGUACCCCACCAGGCCAGAAGUCUUAUGUGCGUGUUGAACGUUACAUACCCCACCAGGCCAGAAGUCUUAUGUGCGUGUUGAACGUUACAUACCCCACCAGACCAUAAGUGAUAUUAUUUGAAAAGCACUUUGAAUAUAUAAAUAUAACACACAUUCACACAUUCACACAUUCACACACACACACUCACACACACACACUUUGAAUAUAUAGAUAUAAAUGUGCCUUGCCAGGUCUUGAAUCACCAGGAACAUAUAACACUGUAUAGUAUAAUAUUGUUUAUUGCCAUGUAGUGUAGUGUAGUGUAGUAUAGUGUGUUUUGUUUUGCGAGAGGUCCAUUCCAUUUCUACACUCAAGUAGAACUUUAGUGAUGUCAUAAGUAGAACUUUAGUGAUGUCAUAAGUAGAAAUGUAGUGAUGUCAUAAGUAAAACUUUGUAACAGUAACAAUGAUCAAACUACUGGAAUAUAUGUGUUGUGUUUGGUAUGUAUAAUACCAUUGUAAGGCAUUUCAGAAUAGUAUUGCAUUACAAACUGCCUGGUUGCUGUGUCAUGGUGAGAAGAUGCAAGGCAUGUCAAAGGAGAAUCAUACAAACAGUCUGAACGCUCACAAACACGGGUAACAGUAUGCUGUCAUAGUCCAUCACAUUAUUCAGUCACAAACACGGGUAAUAGUAUGGUGUCAUAGUCCAUCACAUUAUUCCAAGCUGCCUGAUCUGUUUGUUAUGAUUUCUUAUCUCUAUUUUAUAGUGUUCUGUCAUAAGGCAUUUCAAAU